Messenger RNA from Hyaloperonospora brassicae, 1662 nucleotides. Lineage: Eukaryota; Oomycota; Peronosporomycetes; Peronosporales; Peronosporaceae. The record is from the annotation of a GenBank genome assembly.
AUGCAGAGCCCCCGCGAGAUCUCGUCCGAGCCCCAGGGCGCUCUCACGCCGUCCACGGCGCGUCUCGUCGCCAAAGCGGCCGUCGAGGUGCCCGCGACGGGCGCGACCCCCCGCGUGCUCGACCCGUCCGCCGCGCGCCAGCCCUGGGCCAACCUCAGCGUCGACACGGCCGCCACGCUCUCCCCGUCCUCCACUUCCUCUUCUUUCAAUCGAACCUCUUUGACCGCCCACGACGGCCACACGCCCCCACCGGCCGCGGCGUCCCCCGCCGCCGUCAGCGCCCCGUCGUCCCUCCGCUCGGGCUCCGGCUCGAGCCACGUCAGCCUCCCCGCCGGCCUCUUACCCGAACGCUACACGGCCGACCUGACCCACUGGCAGUCGCCCGCCGACCUCCCCGAGCGCCGCCUCAUGGUCCAGCGCAUCAUCGCCAUGACCCGCAGCAAACGCGCGUCGAGCGACGCCGUCGACGCGCGCACGCCGUCGCUCGCGAAGCGCAUUGAGCUGUCGCUCUACUCGCGCGCCGCGUCGUUCCUCGAGUACCGCGACCUCAACACACUCCGCCGCCGCCUCCAGUCGCUCGUGUCGCUCAGCUUCCACGAAGCGGCCGUCUCCCGCCGCCACGCGGCCGCUGCCGCUGCUGUCACGGCGGUGCCGCUGCUGGGGAAGCGCAAGGGCCGCAGCGCACGGCCGCGACCGCGCGACGCGACCGCUCGCAAUGGGUCUCCUGCGGUGCCGGACGAGGCGCUGUUUUUCCUCAUGGACGAAGCGCUCGUGCGGCUCGUGUUUGCGUUCCUCUCGGGCGUCGACACUGUCCGGUGCACGCAGCUGAACCGCUUUGCGCGGCGCGUACUGCCGCACUGCGUCGUGGCGCUUGACGUGGAGCUGCGGCAGCUGCAGAGCGCCUACCGGUCGGUCGACGCGACGCGCCCCGCGGCGACGCUGCUCUGCGCGUACCCCAACUUGACGCACCUGACGGUGUUUAACGCGCGGAAACCGCUUUGCGACCAGCAAGAAGACGGCCCGGCGCUGCACGCGUGGGGCUGCAGCGAACUGGACAUUAGCCACGACAAUGCCGGCGAGAAAGUCGUGCAGCAGUUGGCCGAAGGCAUUGAACUGGGCGCGUGCCGCCGGCUCACGAGCCUCCGCCUCGUGUCGGUGUUUACCAACACGUGCCGAGGCAAUGCGCUGCACUUGCUCUGCGCGGCACUGGUCAAAGGCUCGUGCCCGGACUUGCAGGACCUGUUGCUGGGCGGCAAUGGCUUUUCCGACGUUGGCACGGUGGACGUGGCGUGGCUGCUGAAGACGGGUUCGCUGCCGAAGCUCGCGCGGCUCGACAUUCGGCGCAACUACAUUGGCGAGUCGGGGCUCAAGCGCAUCAUGGCGGCGCUCGGCGUCGGGCGGUGCCCGCAGCUCAAGUAUUUAUGCAUGGGGGGCAACAUCAUUACGGACAAUUGCGUGGCGCCGGUGGUGCAGCUCCUGUCGAGCGCCCAGUGCCCGCAGAUGCGGUUCCUCGGGCUCGAAGACAACUUCCUGAGCGCCCGCGGCGUGCAGUGUAUUAUUAAAGCGGCGGUCGCGGGCGGGAUGAUGCCGAAGCUGCACCACGUGUCGUGCGAUGGGACGCUCGGGGCGGACGAGCGGUCGUCGAGUGCACGUGCGGCGUGA